AUGGGGACAAGAGGAGGUGGCGGUGUUAAUAACUUAUAUGGAGGUGGAGAAGGAACUAGUGGUGGUGGAAAGAUUAUAAAUGGAGGUGGAGAAGGAACUAGUGGUGGUGGACGAAUUAUAACUGGUGGUCGUCUUGGUGGAGGUGGCGACGGAACUAGUGGACGACGUCGUGGGGGAGGUGGGGAGGGAACUAGUGGACGACGUCUUGGGGGAGGUGGGGAAGGAACUAAAGGACGACGUCGUGGCAUUGAUCUUCUUCCACUACUGCUUCUGCUCCUACUGCCGACGCUGUUGCUUCUGCUUUGGCUGUUUAAGAUCUUCUCUUCUUCAUCUUCUCCUGCCUUUUCAUGUAACAAGUAG
Molecule: messenger RNA, 360 nt
Organism: Nicotiana tabacum (common tobacco)
Lineage: Eukaryota; Viridiplantae; Streptophyta; Magnoliopsida; Solanales; Solanaceae
Source: RefSeq, a predicted model, not a curated record